AGAGCAUCAGGGGACACCAGCACUGGGGGUGAGACCUUUCUGACCCUCAGAGUUUGGCUGGACAGAGGGAGCAGGAUGCUCCCAUGCCUAAGUGCCUCCUGAGCGCACUUAGAGAGCCAGGUGGGGUUAGUGGUGAAGGUGCUGGCCUAAAAACCAAGAGAGGGUGAGUCCCUCUCAGAUUGGUGCUUUUGUCCCCAGUUCUGGCAUGUCUUUCCGUGCCUUCACCUGGCUGCAUCUCUACCCUACCUGUCUGCCAGGAAAACCGGCCCUAACAACUGGACGUAGCAGUGCUGUCUUCAGAAAUUCCCAGCCACAGGACAGCAGUCCAUCCAAAAUCCUCCUUGGGGGGGAAAUGUUCAUUUCCCAUCUUGCAUUGAGCCCAUUCACUGCCUGGCUGAUAUGCUCGUCAUUGCCAAGCCCAGGGCAUCCAACUCGUCAGCUAAUCGAGCGAAAGCCUUCCAAAUUCUCCCCUGACUUUCCCCAGGGAUGGUGAAGUGCCCUCCCCUGCCCCACGUGUAAGUUUCCAAAUUCAAGUGAAGUGCCACCUCCUGCAUGAUUCUGUGGCAUUUGUAGACACCUGAAAUUAUGGAGCGUGGCAAAUGCCUCUGUUGUAAGUUUACAAGCAAAUCAAGAGAAUUCCCCUUGCAUUUGACCAAUGGCCGAGCACACCUGCUGCAGAGGUUCAUGCCACUACAAGCAUUGUGCCAGGCCAGCUUUCUUCUUCACCCUGUUUGGAUAAUGUCCUAUCAACACAUCAGGAAUGCUUCUUGGUUGCCCUGGCAGCCAAGCGCUCUCUGCGCUUGGCAGAAAGCGCAGGGCCCAGCUGCCUCCUGGGAGCGCCAGUGUCACACCCUCCAUGCUCCCUUCUCUUGUACAGGACGAGGCCAUGAAGACCCUCUUGCUGGCGCUCCUUGGGGUGGCUUCCCUCUUGCAGCUCACCCUCUCCCUGAGAAUCGGCGCUUUCAACAUCAGGGCUUUUGGGGACAAAAAGCUGUCCAACCAGACCAUCUCCAGCUCCAUUGUCAGAAUACUGACCACCUACGACCUUGUCCUGAUCCAGGAAGUCCGAGACGCUGACCUGAGCGCGGUCAAGAAGCUGAUGCAGCUAGUCAAUGGGGCAUCGCCAGAUCCCUUCGGCUACUUGAUCAGCAAGCCUCUGGGGCGCAACAGCUAUAAGGAGCAGUACCUCUUCGUUUACAGGCAGGACAGGGUCUCUCCAGUGGAGAGCUACUAUUAUGACGACGGCUGUGAGCCCUACGGCAACUUCAGCAGGGAGCCCUUCAUUGUCAAAUUUGCUGUCCCUCAAGCAGCGGUGGAAGAGCUGGUCCUGGUGCCCCUGCACGCAGCUCCCGAAGCCGCAGUGACUGAGAUUGACUCUCUCUAUGACGUCUACCAGGAUGUGAAAGACAGGUGGGGGGCCACGGAUGCCCUCCUCCUGGGAGACUUCAAUGCCGACUGUAACUACGUCCAGGCGGAGGACUGGCCCUCCAUCCGCCUGCGCUCCAGCAAGGACUUCCAGUGGCUCAUCCCAGACACGGCAGAUACCACGGUGACCAACACCAUCUGUGCCUACGACAGGAUUGUGGCAGUGGGUUCAAAGCUGAGAGACAGCAUCCUGCCUGCAACAGCCAAAGUGGACGACUUCCAGAAGACCCUGAAGUUGAGCUCCAAAGAUGCCUUGGCUGUAAGUGACCAUUUCCCGGUGGAGGUGACCCUGAAAUCCACCUGAGCCUUCCAGGCCUAGCCAGCCAGUUCGAAGAAGCCGCUUUGAUUCCCUCAGAGCCUAGCAUGGCUCCCUUCACAGGCCCAGGAGACGGGCAAAACCUCAGCAGGCGCUCUUUCUGACAAACAGAAGCUUAAAUAAUAAAAAGAUUAGUUGCAUUCAAA
Pantherophis guttatus is the source of this 1887-nucleotide messenger RNA. RefSeq names its product deoxyribonuclease-1-like. Gene Ontology annotation, molecular function: DNA binding; deoxyribonuclease I activity. NCBI's taxonomy places the organism in Eukaryota, Metazoa, Chordata, Lepidosauria, Squamata, Colubridae. Gene Ontology annotation, cellular component: nucleus. The record is from RefSeq and is a predicted model, not a curated record. Gene Ontology annotation, biological process: DNA catabolic process.